Molecule: messenger RNA, 1583 nt
Organism: Malus domestica (apple)
Lineage: Eukaryota; Viridiplantae; Streptophyta; Magnoliopsida; Rosales; Rosaceae
Product: chromophore lyase CRL, chloroplastic-like
Biological process (GO): protein-phycocyanobilin linkage
Molecular function (GO): lyase activity
Source: RefSeq, a predicted model, not a curated record
AAUAAACCAAUCAUUAACUUUCAUGUCUCUUAGUUUUCAAAACUUUCUCUACAAAUUUAGUCUACCUAGCAUUACCCAUUAGUCUAUCCACACUACGUUUACAUUUUAUGAAAGGAAAACUAAUGAAAAGAGCUUGAAAACUUUGAGUUUUAAUCAAAAGGAUAAAAAUGUGUUGUAAAUGAAUAGUACCAGGAGUGAUUUUUUAAAAUAAAAAUAUUAUUUUUGUUAAAAGUGAACAGUCUUCGGAGUGUCGUUAAAACUCGCUUUUAUGAAAUGUUGGACAACAGUGGUUGAUGAAUUGGGCUGUAUGGGUAUGGCCCAAGCCAGUACGGACCCUAUUACUACAUCGGCAAGUAGAUGGAAGAAGUAGGACGGCACGGUGACGGCAACGUGGCAAUCGUUGGUGGUAAGCUCUUGAAACAAAGCCGACGGCCGAUCCUUCUCUCUCAAAAUCCAGAUAAACGGCCUUGAUGAACCAAACCAAUCCGACCCAACCCAACCCAUAUGAUCGAACCAAAAUUUCAAUUUCAAAUUUCAACAGAGAAGUUUAAAAAUUAUAUAAAAAAAAAAUAGGUUUAUUCAGGAUUUAGCAGCUGCGUGAGUUCAAUCGAAAUCGUACUAGUAGUAGCAGGUACUGAAUUGAGAUUGUAAUAAAAUCAAGGAAAUGGUAAUCGGGUCGGAGCCGGGCGGUGGGAGCUCCGAUUCCGCCGGAGGAUGGGGCGUGGCGCGCGGGUUGGUGGUUAAGACGCUGGUGCUGAUAGGCGGAGCUCUACUGCUGAAGCGACUCACCAAGUCCACCACCCGGUGGGACCACGCCCGCCUGGUUACCCGUUCUCUUUCCGGCGAGAAGUUCUCCAAAGACCAAGCGGCCAGAGAUCCUGACCACUACUUCAACAUUAGAAUGGUAACUUGCCCAGCUGCUGAAAUGGUGGAUGGUUCUAAGGUUUUGUACUUUGAACAAGCUUUUUGGAGGACUCCUCAGAAGCCGUUUCGACAAAGAUUUUAUAUGGUGAAGCCUUGCCCGAAAGAGUUGAAAUGUGAUGUUGAGCAGCUAAGCUCAUACGCAAUCAGAGACGUGGAGGAGUACAAGAAUUUCUGUGAUCGCUCAAAGGAUCAGCGACCGCUUCCUGAAGAAGUUAUUGGGGACAUUGCAGAGCAUUUGACAACAAUACAUCUGAAACGUUGUGAGCGUGGGAAACGCUGCUUAUAUGAAGGUUCAACUCCGCCUGACAGCUUUCCAAAUUCAUGGAAUGGAGCAGCGUACUGUACAUCGGAACUUGCAAUUCAUAAAAAUAAUGAGAUACAUGCCUGGGAUCGGGGAUUUGAUGCUGAUGGAAAUCAGGUUUGGGGUCCUAAGGAAGGUCCGUACGAAUUCAAGCCUGUGCCGGCCUCUAGUACCAAUGACAUGUUUUCUUCUUUAAAUUUUCCUAUCCAGCAGUCUAUGGAGAAAAGAAUAGAGGGUUCAUUUGUCUUGCAAGAAUAAUCGUUUAUUACCUAAACGGCUAUAACCAUCCAUGUAAAUGUUCAUAUUUUUUGUAACUCCGCUCUCUUAAUUGGUAUUUCACAUCAGUUACCAUCUCUCA